UGGAUGAAAUGGGCAUAAAAUUGCGAGGGCAAACUGAGCGAUGAAAUAAGCCAUGGCCGUUUACGGUCUCUCUACUGUAAGCUUCACGGCCUCCUCUUUGCCUCUCAAGAAUCAAAUUAAGGUGGAAGCGAAAGUUAACUAUGGACGACAUGUUGCUGUUAGCCUCUGUUGUAGGUCACAAAUAUCCGAAGAGGAAAGUGGUGAACGUGGCCGGCGGCGCAUUUGGAGGCGAAGAAAACUGGUAAAGAAGGACGAGUUCUUGCCCUUCAAGAUGGAACGUGUACCCUUCUUGGAGGAGCAGGUUAGAAAAAUAAGGGAAGGAGGGAAAAUAUUAUCAAUGGAUAUAGAGAGACUUUUGUUAUCGGAGGACAAUAGAUUCGAUUUUGUGAAUGGGGUGGCGGCUGAAGCAAAGCAGUACGUUGAAAACAACCGAGAUGAAUAUGGUGGUGCUAAGAAAGCAAUCUUUCAUGUUCUAAGCAAUCGUAUGAACGAUGCUGGGUUUUAUCGUCCAGAAGCAUAUGUUGAAUCUGAUCCUUUUAAACCCGGUCCAGGUUAUCUACGAGAAGAUAUUUAAAUAAAAAAAAUAUCAUAAUAUUGUUGUUUGUUGUAGUCUUGAUGAUCAUAAAUCUAUUAAAAUAGAUUAGUAUGCUUUUUUACAAUGUGAGUGUUCUUAAGUUUUUCAUUGAUUCUA
Impatiens glandulifera is the source of this 691-nucleotide messenger RNA. RefSeq names its product protein PLASTID TRANSCRIPTIONALLY ACTIVE 7. The coding region runs from base 53 to 574 and encodes 173 amino acids. The transcript is spliced from 4 exons. Gene Ontology annotation, biological process: plastid transcription. The record is from RefSeq and is a predicted model, not a curated record. Gene Ontology annotation, cellular component: plastid-encoded plastid RNA polymerase complex. NCBI's taxonomy places the organism in Eukaryota, Viridiplantae, Streptophyta, Magnoliopsida, Ericales, Balsaminaceae.